AUGGCUCUAGCACAAAACAUUGGGGUUCCAUGGAUCAUGUGUCAGCAACCUGAUGCUCCUCAACCUAUCAUCAAUACUUGCAAUGGAUACUAUUGUCAUAAUUUUAAACCCAAUAACCCAAAAAGUCCUAAAAUGUUCACUGAAAAUUGGAUUGGUUGGUUCCAAAAUGGGGUGAAAAGGUUCCCCAUAGAAGUGCUGAAGAUUCAGCUUUCUCAGUUGCACGCUUUUUUCCAAAAUGGAGGUGUCUUAAACAACUACUACAUGUACCAUGGAGGAACCAACUUUGGCCGCACAGCAGGUGGACCAUAUAUCACAACAUCUUAUGACUAUGAUGCACCAAUUGACGAGUAUGGGAAUUUGAAUCAACCAAAAUGGGGACAUCUUAAGCAACUUCAUGCAGCAAUUAAAUUGGGUGAAAAUGUUCUUACAAAUUAUACAUCAAUAAAUGAUAAGGAUCUGGGAAAUGGAAUCACACUUACAACAUACUCUAAUUCCAAUGGCGCAAGAUUUUGUUUCCUGAGCAAUAAUGACACUAGCAAAGAUGCAAAUGUUGACUUACAAAAUGAUGGUAAAUACUUUAUUCCUGCCUGGUCCGUCACCAUUCUUAAUGGAUGCAACAAAGAAAUUUUCAAUACAGCAAAGGUUAACAGUCAAACCUCAAUAAUGGUGAAAAGGAGUGGUGAUAAUAGUUCUAAUGGACUCACAUGGAAAUGGAAAAUGGAGCCAAAGAAAGACACCUUGAAUGGAAAGGGAAAUAUUAAAGCACACGAGCUUUUGGAGCAGAAGGAACUAACCUUGGAUGCUAGUGACUAUUUAUGGUACAUGACUAGUGUUGACAUCAAUGACACUUCAAUUUGGAGUAAUGCGACUCUCAGUGUGAAUACUAUGGGCCAUACACUUCAUGGUUAUGUUAAUAGGAAGUAUAUAGGAUACCAAUUUAGCCAAUGGGGAAAUAAAUUCACUUAUGAAACGAAAGUUUCUUUGAAGAAUGGAACAAACAUUAUAACUUUGCUUAGUGCCACCGUCGGGCUUGCAAAUUAUGGUGCAUGGUUUGACGAGAUAAAAACGGGCAUUUCAGGUGGCACUGUUGGUUUGAAUGGUGAGAGGAAACGUUUAUAUGAUUUGCAAUCACAUGUCGGUGUGUCAUGGAACACUAAUUCACCUAAUAUUCCUAUUGGGAAACCUAUGACUUGGUAUAAGUCAGAGUUUAAAGCUCCAGUUGGAACAAACCCUAUUGUGGUGGACUUCCAAGGCCUAGGUAAAGGACAUGCUUGGGUGAAUGGACAUAGCAUUGGUCGUUAUUGGCCUUCUUGGAUUACAACUACAAAUGGAUGCAGUGACACGUGCGAUUAUCGUGGAAAAUAUGUAAAGGAAAAGUGCAACACCAAUUGUGGAGGUCCAUCACAAAGGUGGUAUCAUGUACCAAGGUCAUUCUUGAAUGAUAACAUGAACACAUUGGUUUUAUUUGAAGAAAUAGGUGGUAAUCCUCAAAGUGUUCAGUUCCAAACGGUGACAAUAGGAACUAUUUGUGCUAAUGUAUAUGAAGGCUCACAACUAGAACUAUCAUGCCAAAAUGGACAAGUAAUUUCACAAAUCCAGUUUGCUAGCUUUGGAAAUCCACAAGGUCAAUGUGGUUCUUUUAAGAAAGGCUCUUGGGAAGCUACAGAUAGUCAAUCUGUUGUGGAAGCUGCAUGCAUAGGAAAAACUAAUUGUGGAUUUAUAGUCACAAAAGAAAUGUUUAGUGUUCCAUUUGGCGUAACAAAUAGUACAGCUAGAUUAGCCGUGCAGGUGACAUGUUAA
This is a messenger RNA of Lathyrus oleraceus (garden pea), 1800 nucleotides long. Its product is annotated as beta-galactosidase-like. Bases 1 to 1800 code for a protein of 599 amino acids. The transcript is spliced from 2 exons. Gene Ontology annotation, molecular function: hydrolase activity, hydrolyzing O-glycosyl compounds; carbohydrate binding. Gene Ontology annotation, biological process: carbohydrate metabolic process. The record is from RefSeq and is a predicted model, not a curated record. NCBI's taxonomy places the organism in Eukaryota, Viridiplantae, Streptophyta, Magnoliopsida, Fabales, Fabaceae.